Molecule: messenger RNA, 2578 nt
Organism: Salpingoeca rosetta
Lineage: Eukaryota; Choanoflagellata; Craspedida; Salpingoecidae
Exons: 19
Coding region: 243-2390 (715 amino acids)
Biological process (GO): monoatomic ion transport
Source: RefSeq, a predicted model, not a curated record
UGUGGUGUGCGCGUUGUGGAGGAUUUUUGCGGAAACACGACGCUCCAGUGAACGUUGCUGACAAACCAAACAUCGAUACCCUCCUCCUGCGCUCUGGCUCCAUUCAUCCAUCUGCUCCUGCUCUGCUGCCAGUAAGCGAGCGAGCAAACUGCCAUCUAACGUCCCGAGCUGCUUCUUUGCUUGCCAGCGUGCCUCUUGCUCGCUCGCUCGCUCGCCGGCUUUGUUUGUUGCUUCCUUUGUGCAUGAUGUCGGUCAACGUGCUGAAGGCUUGGGGUGCGGAAGUCGCCGAGGGCGGCACGGCGAGGCGGUUGAUGCUCAGUUUGGUGGUACUUCUACUCUUGUGCUCUGCCCUCGACCUUGUCUUUGACGCCUUUGUCCCAGACGUCAUCUCAGCAUGGGUGCAGCUGCUGGUGGCGUUGGGCGGUGUCGCGUACCUUGCCUCUGACCUGCUGCGGCAACUGGAGCAGCACAAAGCCAGAUCGGAUGUCAGCCUCUUGGACCGGAUCGGCUACGAGCUCGACUUGUGGCUGUCCACCAAUUCAUCUGCAAAGCCCAUGGCGCUGAUGCUGGCGACGCUGCUCCUCAUCGUUGUUGGCGGGCCGCUGCUUGCUGUUGCCGAGCCCCAGUCCAUCUUCACAGCGUGGUGGAGUGCGUGGACGUGGAUAUCCGACCCAGGAACGCACGCUGACGUCGAUCCAGGCCUGCCGCGCCUCAUCGCGUUCGCUCUCACUGUCGGCGGCAUGCUCGUCUUUGCCCUGCUCGUCGGCAUCAUUUCGGACGAAAUAUCCGAACGCGUGGACGACCUCAAGAAAGGGCGCAGCAGUGUAAUUGAGACGGGACACAGCCUCAUCCUGGGCUGGUCAGACAAGACCCUUCCAGUCAUUCAGGAGUUGUGUCUUGCAAACGAAAGCAUGGGCGGGGGCACUAUUGUCGUCCUCUCAACGCGUGACAAGGAAGAAAUGGAGGAGCUGAUUGACGACAGCGACGUGGACAUGAAAGGAAGCAAGGUUGUCUGCCGGACGGGCUCCCCUCUCAGCUACACCGCACUCAUGAAGGUGUCGUGCACGAGUGCGCGGUCGAUCAUCUGUCUUGCAAGCAAAGAACUUUCCCCAGAUGCAAGCGAUGCGCAGCAAUUGCGCAUUGUGCUCCAGCUCAAACAGGCUCUGGAACAAUACGACCUGGCAUCCCCACACGUGGUGGUGGAGGUGUUGGAUGUGGACAAUGCCGAUGUCAUUCGAGAAGCAGACGAGCUUCGGUGUGUUCUGGUGCAAUCACACGACAUCAUUGGGCGUCUGAUGGUGACAACAACCCGCCAGCCACUCAUGGGCGCAAUCAUGGCUGAGCUGCUGAGUUUUGACGGUCCAGAGUUCUACAUGCGUGAAUGGGAAGAGCUGGUCGGGCGGCGCUUUGGUGAAAUCGUCUUCAUGUUUGACGCAGCCGUUCCUGUCGGUAUUCGCUGCGGCGGUGCGAUUUUGUUGAAUCCACCAGACAGCCGCGUCAUUCAAUCGGGAGAAGAGAUUAUCGUCGUUGCCGAAGAUGACGACACAUAUGCACCAAAGGCUGAGCGGCAAGUGCACAUUGACCACCGCAGCUUCGUUCCUUCCGCGCGAGAGACAGUGCACCGCAGCCGCAUCCUCUUCCUCAACUGGCGGCGCGAUAUGGAGCAUCUUGUCAUGCAGCUCGACGAGCAAGUCGGACCCGGCACGGUGCUGUACAUGAUGAGCGAAAAGCCGCGUGAGGAGCAGAUGUUUGCACUGCGAGAGGGCGGACUGACGCGGGAGCGCCUGCAAAACAUCACCACCAUCCAACAUAAGGAAGGCAACACGCUCAGCAGGAAGCACUUGCAGGGACUCAAGUUGGAGGAGUUUGACAACAUUCUGAUUCUGUCCAACGAGUCUGAGAGCAAACAGGAGGCAGAUUCGCGAUCGCUGGCGACGCUGCUGAUGGUGAAGAGCAUUCAGCGCGAGCGAACGGCCGGGUAUCACGGUGUUGUCGCCAGGAAGCAGCCUGCCAUCGUCGGCGAGAUUCUCGAUCCCCAAACGCAGCAGCUCGUGCGGGCGAUGUCUGGAUCUGAUUACGUCAUGAGCAACGACAUCAUCUCCAGCUACAUUGCGCAAGUGUCCGAGAACCGGUUCCUCAGCGCUGUCCUUUCUGAGCUGCUGACCAGUGUCGGCUGCGAGCUGUAUGUGCGCAGUGCCGGCCGGUAUCUCCAGCACGCGCACGAGGAGCUUUCGUUUUGGGAUCUGCAGGCCCGAACACGCCUCACCCAGGAGAUUCUCAUUGGCUUCGUUCCGGUUGGCUCAAAGGACACUGUCAUCAACCCGCCAAAGAAGGAUGCGAUGCGCAUGUGGAGUGCUGAGGACCGCGUGAUUGUGCUGGCGCGAGAUUGACUACGGAACAGAGAGCAUGGAAGGAAAUGUGCGACGUUCGUUUGUGGCUUUGAUUGGUUGAAUGUGUUACGUUCGUGCGGUUGUGGUUUGUUACUCUGGCACACUGCCCAUUCAAAUACCACGUGGCGCUUGUAUGUGGCUGUUACAGGCAUGCUCUACACAAAGCAAUAAAAAGCUAUGGUGCAAAU